Ictidomys tridecemlineatus (thirteen-lined ground squirrel) is the source of this 6898-nucleotide messenger RNA. NCBI's taxonomy places the organism in Eukaryota, Metazoa, Chordata, Mammalia, Rodentia, Sciuridae. The record is from RefSeq and is a predicted model, not a curated record.
UACCAUUUGUCACCCCGACCCCACAAGACAUCUGUCUCAAGGUUGGGGGUUGUGACCACCCCCUGCCUUUCCGGUUCCCUGGCUUUUUCUCAGUCUUAGGCUAGGUGAGUACCAGGCUAUUCCCUCUGCCCUUGACAAAGUAGCCAUCUCCUUGGCCAGGCAGAGUCAUUUGCUAGGAAUGCAGCCUCAGAAUGGGGCUCUGGAUUCGCAGUGAUUGGACUUAAGGAACACGGGGUGGUGAGUUCUGUUGCUGGUAAUGGCACCAGGGAGCAGAGGCUUUGAAAUCUGGAUUGCCCUGGAAAACCCAGGAUGUUUGAUGUGGAGCAGGGGAAGUCCCAGCUCCUGUACAACCCUCCUGCCCCCCACUCUCCCAGAGGAACCAGCCCUUCCCAGCAGCAGUCUGAGGGUGGGGUGCUGUGAAGUCUUUCCCUCCAACUUUGUCCCUGGUCCAGGGCAGAGGGGAGGGCUGCAGCUCUGUGUCCUGGCCCAAACUGAGGGGCAGAUGCCCUCUUUCCCAACCAGGCCCUCUACAAUCACCCACCACUGGGAGCAAAGUCACUGAAUAACAAAAAUUUGGAUAUCUGAGUGUAUGCCAGCAUUGUUCUGAAUACUACAUGUGCAUUGUCUAAUCUUUAGACCAACCUUCUAAGGUGGAGUUGUUCCCAUUUUAUGGAUGGUGAUAAUAAGGCACAGAGGCAAAGUUCCCAAGGUCACAUGUCUACAAAGUGGCAGAGCCAGGUUCUGAACCAGUCCACCUCCCUACCCCAUGACUCCUAGGUCCACAGAGGUCCCAGGACUCAGGUUGGGUAUCAGAGGCCCAUGCAACGAGGAGAGACAGACAGUGCAGAACCUCUUUCUUGGCCUGGAACCUGAGCUUGCUUGGGAUUCCUUGAAACUUUUGACCUUCACAUCCCUCCAGCUGCUAAAUUCAGCUGCUUUUUCCUUUUGGGGAUCAGCACACACCCUUCCUCUUUCUUCCUGACAUCUUCCUGGCAGCCGCUCCAACUUCCCUUCCUGAUAGCACAGAAAAUGAUCUCCCCCACCCCUGCUGAUCUUCCUCUCUUAACUAUGGAGUCAGCCCUCAGUGCCUGGCACCAGCUCACCUUGACACACAGGUGCACCUGCCUCUCCUUCCUUGCCCCUUGUGGUGGGGCUGGGUUUUGCCCAGCUCUGCCUCAAACAGCCCGGAGAAGGGCCGAGAGUCUGCACCUUUGGCUCUCCCCUCCACUCUGCCACUUCAGUUCCUCAGUGGUGCUGGGCCACAAUUUGGAUCAGGCACUGCCCUGUCCUUCAACCACAUUCCUGUCCCCUUCCAGUGAGAAGCACCCAGGAACAGCCUACUUCAAGCUGUUUCCUCCAUGAAGGAAGGAGGAGACCAUGAUUGCUGUUCUUCCAGGUUUUAGCUCCAAAACAUCAGAGAUCAAAACUUCUGGCCUCCCAGCCCUGGACUCCCCCGCACCCCGCCACUUCUUUGCUGCACCUCUGUCUACCCAACAGGCCACCUCCCCUGUUCUAAAUUCCACAGCCUCUCAGUUCAUCCUCUCCCUCCCAAACUUCCCCAAGGAGAAGGAAGUAGCUGCUUCCUCUGGCCCCCACCCCACUUCCUGAGUCUUCCUCUGCCCUCCUCUGUGUGAUUCUCUAAAAGGACCCCCCGGGCUUUCUGCCCAUCUUUCUUCCACAUUGACAUGGCCACCUGGCUGUCCUUUCCUUCUCACUCACUCCCUAGUCCCUUAUGAGGACUGUGGAGUGCCCCAUGCUCCCGGCACUCUCUGAUUUUCCUUCACCAGCUUCCCUUCCCACCCCUGGACGGAGCCCUGGCCUCGCCUAGUAACCUCGUCUCUUGCUCACCCUUACCUUUGGCAGCGAUGGCCUUUUGCUCUGGGUCUUGGUGUCCUGACCUGACCUCUCUUCCAAGCUUCAGUGGGAGUGUUUGUGGGUGUUUGUUUCGGGAUGUUCAUCCAGGGAGCCAUGGCGAGCUCAGGCCAUGUGCUGUGGGCCCCAAAGGUGGAUGUACCCUGAGCCCUGCAAAGGAUGGGGAAAGUGGCCCACAGCACAGGUAGCUCCAUGGGAAGUCCCUUGGGUGUCCCUAACUCAGUAUUAAAACCAAAACCAGGGGCUGGGGAUAUAGCUCAGUUGAUAGAGUGCUCGCCUCGCACGCACUCCAAGCUGACUUUCUGUGAGUGGCUUCACUGAAUCUAGAACUGUAGCUCAGUCAUCUUAAAUGUCCUCAAGGCUGCUCUGCACACAGUAGGUCCUCAAUAAAGCAGUGAAUGCACUGGAUGUGGUGGCCCACACCUGUAAUCCCAGGGAUUUGGGAGGUUGAGGCAGGAUGAUUGCAAGUUCAAGGCCAGCCUCUGUGAUGUAUUGAGACCUUGUCUCAAAAUCAAAAGGGCUGGGGAUAUAGUUCAGUGGUGGAGUGCCCCUGGCUUCACUCCCUAGUUCUGGGGGAUGGGGGAAAGUGAAUGUUUGCCGUCUGUUCUGUUUGUUUGUUCAGUUCACAAGGGACCUGCAGGGCUUUCUCUGUUGGCCAGAGCUCCCCACCCCACCUCUGUUCCCCGCUACCUUUGGCCUCCAUGUAUCCUUUCACACCGUGAGGGUUUAUGAAGUGUUUAUCUCCCUUCUGCCUGAAAGCUUUGAGGUCACAUCUCCCCUAAUCAACUAGAAGUUCCCCUAAUCAACCAGAACUUCUAGGAGGAAGUCCAUGGGAAGCUGCCCAUGACCCUUCACACAUUCAAUAAAUAACUGUUAAAUGGAGAAUGAGUGAAUCUUGGUGUCUCAACACCUGGCAGGGUUCUGCCAUGCCCUUGGCUCAGAGGAAGGGUGCUGGGGUGCAGGACUGACUGAAUUGUAAGAGAACUGCUGUAUGUAAACCUGGCUGGCCACAGUCCGGGUUCUUCUGAGCCCCUCCUUAGUGAAAUGCUGGUGUUCGGAGCAUUAGCUGAGGCAGAGGAGCCUGAAGGCUCAGGCCAUGGCUGAUGAUGAUUAGAAAAGGAGAGGUCUCCCAGAAACAGGGCAAGACUUACCAGGAUGUUGCCAGCUCCCAGUGCUUCUUCCAUGUGGGGCUCUGGCCCGCCAUACCUUCCUGCUGCCAGGCUCGGGAGGAGGGGCUCAGACGUGAGGUCUCUUCAGAGUGCCCCAGACACAUCUGAGCACUCCAUAUUCAGGAAUAAGCACCCCCCCAAAUGGAGACAGAACCCAUUUCGUCCUGCCAGCCCAGGGUCCUUGGGAGAUGUUGCAACUGAGGCUGCAGGGCUGGGUAACAGGUGACCCAUCCCUUACAGACCUUCCAGACUUUCCAGGGCGCCCCCAGCCCUCCUCAAGCUCUCCUCCCGUGUUCUCUCCGCAGGCUGCCCGGCACCCAGAGGAGGCUGCUGAGCCCCGGGCCAUGGUCCCCUCUCGCAGGACGUGGAACCUGGGAGCCACGCCCUCACUGCGGGGCCUGUGGAGAGUGGGCCGGGCCCGGGAGCCCGAGCCGGGGAUGGCUCGCCCCGCCCCAGCCCCAGCCAGCCCCGCCGCCCGCCCUUUCCCACACACCGGCCCGGGGAGGUUGAGAACUGGGCGUGGAAGAGAUACCCUGGUUGGCAGCGACGAGGACUCCAGUGCCCGAGUAGCAGCUCGCCCAGCCCUAGCACGGUGCAGAGCCCUCAGCGUGGACUGGGCGGGCCCCGGGAGUCCCCACCGGCUCUACCUGACUGUGCAGCGGGCCCUGCAGAACAAGGGGUGCGAGAGCCAGAGUCAGGGGACGAAAGAAGACAAGCUCCUGAAGAGGCCGGUGCCGGCCCCCAGGCGGGACCGGGAGGCCCUGGAAGCUGGUGGCACCAUGAAUGUAGAGAAAACAGGUGGGCGGCUCUUUGGCAGCGGGAGGUGCUCCAGCCUGUCGGGGUCUCCGGGCGCAGCCCCCGUGGUGCAUAGGAUGGUGGAGGCCAUGUCCCCGCUUCAGGAGGAGCUGGUGGUCCUACGGGAGAGGCUGGCCCUCCACGACAGUGACCAGCAAGCCACGUCCGCCCAGCUGCAGAACCAGGUGGAAAAUCUGAAGGAGAAGCUCAUCAGCCAGGCUCAGGAAGUGAGCCGACUGCGCUCGGAGCUGGGAGGCACCGACCUGGAGAAGCACCGGGACCGGCUGAUGGUGGAGAAUGAGCGGCUGAGGCAGGAGCUGCGGCGCUGCGAGUCGGAGCUGCAGGAGUGGCGGGCCCAGCCGGCAGGACCCUGCCCGGGCUGCGAGCACAGCCAGGAGAGCACCCAGCUCCGUGACAAGCUCUCCCAGCUGCAGCUGGAGGUGGCGGAGAACAAAGGCAUGCUGUCGGAGCUGAACUUGGAGGUGCAGCAGAAGACGGACCGGCUGGCCGAGGUGGAGCUCAGGCUCAAGGACUGCCUGGCCGAGAAGGCCCAGGAGGAGGAGCGGCUGAGCCGGCGCCUGCGUGACAGUCACGAGACGAUUGCCAGCCUGCGGGCCCAGUCCCCGCCUGUCAAGUAUGUCAUCAAGACAGUGGAGGUGGAGUCACCCAAGACCAAGCAGGCCCUCAGUGAGUCCCAGGCCCGGAACCAGCACCUACAGGAGCAGGUGGCCAUGCAGCGGCAGGUGCUGAAAGAGAUGGAGCAGCAGCUGCAGAGCUCACAUCAGCUGACCGUGCAGCUCCGGGCGCAGAUCGCCAUGUAUGAGUCGGAGCUGGAGCGGGCACACGGGCAGAUGCUGGAGGAGAUGCAGUCCCUGGAGGAGGACAAGAACCGGGCCAUCGAGGAGGCCUUUGCCAGAGCCCAGGUGGAGAUGAAGGCCGUGCACGAGAACCUGGCAGGUGUCCGCACCAACCUGCUGACACUGCAGCCGGCGCUGAGGACCCUCACCAACGACUACAACGGGCUCAAGCGGCAGGUGCGCGGCUUCCCCCUGCUGCUGCAGGAGGCCCUCAGGAGCGUGAAGGCCGAGAUCGGCCAGGCCAUCGAGGAGGUCAACACCAACAACCAGGAGCUGCUGCGCAAGUACCGCCGGGAGCUGCAGCUGCGCAAGAAGUGCCACAACGAGCUGGUGCGGCUGAAAGGAAACAUCCGGGUCAUUGCUCGUGUCCGACCAGUCACGAAAGAGGACGGGGAAGGACCUGAGGCCACCAAUGCUGUGACCUUUGAUCCCGAUGAUGACUCCGUCAUCCACCUGCUGCAUAAGGGCAAGCCUGUGUCCUUCGAGUUGGACAAGGUCUUCUCCCCGUGGGCCUCACAGCAAGAUGUGUUCCAGGAGGUGCAGGCCCUGAUCACCUCCUGCAUCGACGGCUUCAACGUCUGCAUCUUCGCCUACGGCCAGACGGGCGCUGGCAAGACCUACACCAUGGAGGGAACCCCAGAGAACCCAGGCAUCAACCAGCGGGCCCUGCAGCUGCUCUUCUCCGAGGUGCAGGACAAGGCGUCCGACUGGGAGUACACCAUCACCGUCAGUGCGGCCGAGAUCUACAACGAGGUCCUCAGGGACCUGCUGGGCAGAGAGCCUCAGGAGAAACUGGAGAUCCGGCUGUGCCCGGAUGGCAGCGGGCAGCUGUACGUGCCGGGGCUGACGGAGUUCCAGGUGCAGAGCGUGGAGGACAUCAACAAGGUGUUUGAGUUUGGCCACACGAACCGCACCACCGAGUUCACCAACCUGAACGAACACAGCUCGCGCUCUCAUGCCCUGCUCAUCGUCACGGUGCGCGGUGUGGACUGCAGCACCGGCCUGCGCACCACGGGGAAGCUGAACCUGGUGGACUUGGCUGGCUCGGAGCGUGUGGGCAAGUCGGGGGCCGAAGGCAGCCGCCUGCGGGAGGCCCAGCACAUCAACAAGUCGCUGUCAGCCCUGGGGGAUGUGAUUGCUGCCCUCCGCUCCCGCCAGGGCCACGUGCCCUUCCGCAACUCCAAACUCACCUACCUGCUGCAGGACUCACUUAGCGGUGACAGCAAGACGCUCAUGGUGGUGCAGGUGUCCCCCGUGGAGAAGAACACCAGUGAGACGCUCUACUCCCUCAAGUUUGCUGAGAGGGUCCGCUCUGUGGAGCUGGGCCCUGGAUCCCGCCGCACAGAGCUUGGGUCCUGGUCUAGCCAGGAGCAUCUGGAGUGGGAGUCGGCUUGCCAGACACCACAGCCUUCAGCACGAGCCCACUCGGCCCCCAGCUCUGGGACCUCCAGCCGCCCAGGCUCCAUCCGGAGGAAGCUGCAGCCCUCUGGGAAGUCCAGGCUGGUGCCUGUGUGAGGACAUCCAUCCUGCUGGCCUGGAGCUGGACCCUAAGGCCUUGCUGGCCUGCUCCUGCUACAGCAGCACCACAGGAGGUGGAAGGUCCUCUGCCCUGCUCUCUUCAGAGAUAAGAAACAUGUCCAGAAGGAAGUAGUGUCUCUCGGCUGUGGCUCUGGGCACAAUGUCAUGGGCUUAAAGGGCAGGCAGGGAUGGCCCGCCCUGCCUGGCAGGCCUGAGCCAUCCGUCGGAGCUGGGCCCUCACAGGGAGGGCAGGAGCGUGUGGGAGGGUGGGCCUCUGGCCCGGGGUGGCCCAUCUCCUCCCCAGGCUGUGGGCCUGGCAGCCUGCUCUGAGGGGUAGGCUGAGGCCUCACGAAGCACAGGAACCCUGGGAACAGAGCUGAGCUGGUGGGCACCAGGGGCAGCCUGUCCCUGCUCUCCUCCAAGGAGAGAGGGAGGUCCCCAGCCGGGCAUGUACAUAGUGUGCCUAGGUGUACAUAGGCGCCUGGUCCUCCCUGCCACGGGGCCAGGCUGUAUUUAUGGCUGGCAGAGGUGGCCAGUGGGCGGGCCUAAGUCCCCCGCAUCUGCCUGGCACCAGGCGCUGUCCUUGCCCACUGGCUCCUUGACAUUUUCCUUCCUCCGAAAUCCUAUUUAAAGACUUUUGGAAGCUUAGCCAUUUUUACUUAUUAAAAUAAAAGCCUUUUUACACAA